ACAUUCGCUAUCUCAUCCCCUUGACCUAUAUUUGCUCCUCUCGAUGUAUCUUCCACGCUGUGAAGCCUCAUCGCAGCCCACGUAAUCCUAAGCGGAGAUUUGCGGUCUGCAUUUGAGUCCAUAAGAAGGACUGUGUUGUGGAUUGAUGCAAUUCAGAGCUCGUUGACAGGAAAGCGGAGUAUCUCUCGAAGAGUGCUGUCGUACUUAGGUAGGAUUGCUUGAAUAAGCGAGAUCCUCUUUUUUCUAUGAGGUGACGAUGAAGAAUUUGAGUUCGGGAGAGGGAGAGUGAGCUGAGCAAUGGUGUCUCUGCAGCAGAGGCUUAUGGCCCCUGCGUGCUUGCAUUGCAGGAUGUCUCUGCCGUCGAGUUCGGUGUUCAGCAUGGCUCUGUCCGUGAAUGCUAGCCCGGCAUUGUCCUCUGGACAUGUGUCUGGGUAUGGCGUCCCCGUCAUGAGUCGGCCUGAGCGUUGCAGCCUUGCAGUGGGACGGAAUGAUUCUAAUUUCUUUAGAGGAAUGUGCUUGACUUUCUCUCGGAACUUUGCUGGGAGGGCUCAGCAUAGGGCUGCCACAAGUGCGAGGCUGGCUUCUGUGGAGUUCACAACCGAGGAAGCCAAGAUUGUAGAUGACGUGAGGGAGACUUUAGAUGGAGUAGAGGUUGAUCCUUCGAAGAAACUGGAGGGAAAUAUGAGGAGACUUGCUGGGUCAAACAUCAUCAUGGAUAUGAACAUGGGUAGACAUCACCUCGUCAAGUCAGCUGAAUUUAUUAAAAGUAGUCCCAAGGAGUCCGAGUGUCCUAAGGACGGACUCCCUGAAUUUGCCCUUGUGGGAAGAUCAAAUGUUGGAAAGAGCUCGUUGAUUAACGCGCUGGUCAACAGGAAGGAGCUCGCUCAAACCUCCAAAAGACCUGGCAAGACACAGCUCAUCAACCAUUUUCGCAUCAAUAACAACUGGUAUUUGGUGGAUCUUCCUGGUUAUGGAUAUGCAAAGGCGCCUACUGCAGUGCGGACAGACUGGAACGAGUUCACUAAAGACUAUUUUCUCCACCGUAAAACGUUAGUUUCAGUUUUGCUGCUGGUGGACGGGAGUAUACCUCCUCUGAAAAUCGACCUUGACUGUGCUGAUUGGCUAGGUCGCAACAAGAUCCCAGUCACAAUCGUUUUUACGAAAUGCGACAGGAGGAAGAAGAGAAAGAAUGGAGGAAGGGCGCCGGCCGAAAAUGUGAGGGAUUUUGAGAAGCAACUGCAAGAUUCGUUCGAUCAGUCUCCUCCCUGGAUCAUGACUAGCUCUGCAACCGGUCAAGGAAAAGAUGAACUACUGCAGCAUAUUACCCGUCUAAGAGAUUAUUGGAAUAACUAAAUGUGGAGGAAUGAGAGUGCAAAUAAGCAUUCAUUCAACGUCUAAAACCCAGAGUAGGAACCUGAGCCGUAUAUAAAGGGCAGUCCAGUCCAGACAACUACCUGUCAAAGAAAGAAAAGAACUGUCUAUGUGAGUAGAUAGUUUCCAAACGUGACGUGGAUCCUUCCACGGAAGGAGAAAACAGGAGCGGAUACAUCUCAGUUCUUAUGCGUAUACAAGUCGCUCCAUUAUUGUACCAUUUACUGUAAGAUACAAAUAAACUAUGCUAAAGCAUAACAUCUAU
Messenger RNA from Marchantia polymorpha subsp. ruderalis, 1636 nucleotides. The record is from the annotation of a GenBank genome assembly. NCBI's taxonomy places the organism in Eukaryota, Viridiplantae, Streptophyta, Marchantiopsida, Marchantiales, Marchantiaceae.